AUGUCCGGAGACCCAACACCCAAUCCAGAAGCACUCCCAAGCACCAUCAGAGGGAGUGCAACAACCAGCAUCAUGGCGCGGCAACUCAUACCUUGGUCAUUGUACGACUUGUCCGAAGCUCAUGCUCCGGACUCACUGGACACGAUGCGGGACUACUUCCGCCGAUUUGGAAAACUGCGCGAGAAGGGUCUUGAUGGAAUCGAGUAUGAAGCCCUGCACUGUUCUUGGUGUUCCUUCAUCCAACGUUUGAAUCGGAUGCUCGAGGAUGGUAGCAGCCUUCAACUAUGGCUCGCCAACCGAGAGGAGCUUCGCGCCGAUCGCUCCAUCGGCGCGCUACGCGAGAGAUCUUGUGACUCGAAUCCACGCCCAACUCAUGACGAAUGGCGACGACACAUCGCUGAGUCUCCACUCAGUGAUCGCGAACGAAGUUGGAUUGCAAAGUAUGAGCGAAGUCUGAGCGAACGGAGAAGCGCAGUUAUUCGUGGUGCGCCUCGCUGGAAGCACCACUCGCGACGGCGGAGUCAAUAUCCGCGGAAUAAUCAGCGCAGGGCAUCGACACGUUUGCCUGCCCGUCCUGAUGCGCGAUUCUCGCCUCACGAUCGUGAUAAUAUGUAUUCACCACGACGUUCUCGUUCACAGCAUCGUUCUCGUUCACGACAUCGUUCUCGUUCGCGUCAUCGUUCUCGUUCUCGACGACGUGGAUCUCCUUACCGCUCUCGUUUGUCACGAGAGCGUUCGCGUGCUCGCCCGCCUUGGAAUAGCCCGACUUCGUGGCUUCAUACCACAGAACCACAUCUGGAACGUCACGAAGGAGCGAGGAACGUGGUUCUCAUGUAUACUUCUCGGGAGGGAAUCCAAGCCAACGUACUCGGUACCUGCGCACGGAUGGAACCGCGCGCUUCUCAUGAGCCGACUGCAGUGCUGGUUGUGGAGGGUCCUCGUGACCCACAAUGCGGUCUACAAUCCAGCGCACCUGUCCCUCCGCAUCAACAAGCGAAGGAGGGCCCUCGCGAUGGUAAUGCUGGCUUCCUGGUUGCCCAGGAAGAUGUUAAUCAGGCCAUGAACAGAGCUGCCGAUGCUCAUCUAGAACCUGAGGCUGCUUUUGGGCGUGCUGCACAGGCGGAGAGAACUACGAGUGAAACCCGGCAGUCGAACCGUGAACUGCUCGAACGGGUGAGGGUUCUGGAGCUCCAAGUCCUUGGUCGUGUACAUACGGCAUCGCAACCGCGCCCGAUGCCAUCGGCGCGUCAAGCACGACGGGAAGGCCGAUCGACUUACGGACUCCUGGAGCCGGCAUCGGACCCAAGCCGUGAAGCGUAG
Peronospora farinosa is the source of this 1320-nucleotide messenger RNA. NCBI's taxonomy places the organism in Eukaryota, Oomycota, Peronosporomycetes, Peronosporales, Peronosporaceae. The record is from the annotation of a GenBank genome assembly.